CAAGACAUAAGCAAAGCUAGACAAGCAAGGAAGCAAUGACUGCAAAUGUGGAUAGCCAGUCCUUUGGCACAGUACACUACUCCAAUGUCUACCUCUCCAUAUUCGCUCUGUUUUGCAUCAAGCUCUUUGUCAAGAUCAGCCUGAAUAUUCUCACCCACUUCUAUGUGGUGAAGGGGAAUCGGAAGGAGGCUGCCCGCAUUGCAGAAGAGUUUUAUGAUUUUGGACAAGGGCACAGGUCAUGGGCGGACCGGUCCCCUCUCCACGAGGCAGCGUGUCAUGGCCGUCUCCUGGCCCUCAGGACCCUACUCUCACAGGGUUACAACGCAAACAUCCCUACCAUAGACCAUGUGACGCCGUUGCAUGAGGCUUGCCUGACAGACCACGCGUCAUGCGCCAAGGCGCUUGUCGCAGCUGGUGCCAAUGUAAAUGCCACCACCAUUGAUGGGGUGACGCCACUGUUCAAUGCCUGCUCAGCGGGCAGUGCCACCUGUACAGAGGUACUGCUGGAAAACGGUGCCAAGCCCCAGUCAGAGAUGUGCCAGCCCUCGCCCAUACACGAAGCCUCCAGCAAAGGCAGAAGUGCUUGUCUGGAGGCGCUGAUCACAUGGGGAGCAGACGUGGACUAUGAUAUUCCUCACCUAGGAACCCCCCUGUACAUCGCCUGCAUCUCCUCAGGACUCCAGUGCACACAGAAACUCCUCGAAGGAGGGGCCAAUGUGCAGAAGGGCAGGUUCCUGGAGAGCCCGCUCCAUGCAGCAGCUCAGAAGGACUGUCCUGAGAUCAUCAAUGUGUUGUUAGAGUUUGGAGCGAACAUUAACGCUAAAAACCUAGAGCUGAAGAGACCAGUGGAGUCAGCCCCACCUAACAGCUCAGCAGAGGAGACGUUACUGCUGUAUGAAGCAACACCUCAGUCACUAUGUCAACUGUGUCGUCUCAGUGUCAGAGGUUAUAUGGGUCGAUCUCGACUACACCUCAUCCCUCAGUUACACCUCCCCAACCCUCUCAAACGCUUCCUCCAGUACAGAUAGAACACAACGCUCUCUGUCUGUCUGUCUGUCUGUCUGUCUGUCUGUCUGUCUGUCUGUCUGUCUGUCUGUCUGUCUGUCUGUCUGUCUGUCUGUCUGUCUGUCUGUCUGUCUGUCUGUCUGUCUGUCUGUCUGUC
Oncorhynchus gorbuscha (pink salmon) is the source of this 1162-nucleotide messenger RNA. RefSeq names its product ankyrin repeat and SOCS box protein 5-like. Bases 36 to 1028 code for a protein of 330 amino acids. Gene Ontology annotation, molecular function: protein binding. The transcript has 7 exons. Gene Ontology annotation, biological process: protein ubiquitination; positive regulation of protein catabolic process; intracellular signal transduction. NCBI's taxonomy places the organism in Eukaryota, Metazoa, Chordata, Actinopteri, Salmoniformes, Salmonidae. The record is from RefSeq and is a predicted model, not a curated record.